AUUACCGUCAAGUCUAUAUUUCAUAUUUUCUGACCUAGACCUCAAAAGAGCGGUAGUCGUAUUAAAGAAGCUGCAGGGGACUUUGACCGUUCUUUCCCAGCUCUUCUGGGUGGUUGCUGCUUUUAGCUGCUUUGCUGUCUGAUUUGGAGCUGGAUGCUUAAAAAUAAAUAAAUAAGUCAGCCCCUGUGUGUGGUGCCCAGGAUGCCAAAAAAGCUGCACUAGGAAUACGCUGAGAGCCAUGGCUAUUUUUGUUAGAAGCUGAUACUUUAGUUGGGGCUGCAAGCAUUGCCUUAGGAAAGGAGUCAGUUUCUUGGGAGGUGGGGAAGGAAAGGCAGGAUUGAACAGAGAAGAUAGUUUGAAAGAAGAAAAAAAGUCCCCCAAGAAAGUAAGAACGGCGAAGAACUUCCCAUCUUUUAAUUCUUUGUCUCCUGCAAGAGCCAGCAGCCCCGACCCUGUCGCAGCCACUCAGCUGCCAAUAUAACGUGACCUUUUCACCAAGAGCAUUUCUGACCGUCACCAUUAUGACUGAGAUUGCAGCAGAAGGGCCUGCGUCCAGCACUACUGUGAUAGAUGGCAAGAACGGAGCAGUUCCCAUGCCACAUAUGAAAGUGUCCAAGAGAUCCGUUUCAGAGGACUUUGCGACAACAUUCAGCUCACCGGCAGCAUGGCUCCUUGUUGUUGCCCUUAUCAUUACCUGGUCAGCUGUGGCAAUUGUCAUGUUUGACCUGGUGGAUUACAAGAACUUGGCAGGAAUACAUCAACUUGAUGUUGACAAAGAUGUGGGGAAAGCUGAGCUCCCUAGAGGUCAGUCUGUGGACAAGCUUGCCUCUAAUCCACUGAGAAUCAUACAUGGUGCCGUGGAGGAGACCACUGAUUGGGUGUAUGGCUUCCUUUCAUUGCUGACUGACCUCAUAUUUGAAGAUGAAGAUGAAAGUGAAAAAGAAGCAAUCCAACCACCGGUCAAAAAGAAAGAGAUCCAAAUAGACAAGGCUGAUGAACAGCAGAAAAUCGAAAAGAAACCUCCACCCAAAGAAGUCCACAUAGACAAGGCUGAAAAAGAAGAGAAAAUUGAAAAGAAGCCACCACCCAAAGCCAUUCAAAAAGAGAAAGCUGAAAAGCCGGAGAAAGCUGAAAAGCCGGAGAAACAUAAAAAACCUGAAAAACCCGAGAAACUAGAAAAACCUGGGAAAAAGGAACUCGCUAAAGUGGGAUAUAAAGAAAAACCUGUAAGACACGAAAAACCUGAAAAGAGAGAAAAACCUGAAAAAAGAACAAAAACAGAAAAACCUGAAAAGACGGAGAAGAAAGAAAAAGCCAUAGUACCUCCCAGGGAGAAAACUGCAAGGCAAGAAAAGCCCAAAAAGAAAGUGCCUCCUUCCCCCAAAGGAACAGAAAAGGUGAAACCUGAACGGCAAGAAAAACCUGAAAAAAAAAUUGCUCCUAAAGAAAAGAAGAGCAUCAAAAUUGAAGAAAGGGUUAAAAAGGACGUGAAAGAAAAGAAACCAGACAUGAAAGCACCCGAAAGGACAAAGCGCAAGGAAACCAAAGCAGAGGGUGUUGUGUCAAUGAAAGCCAAAGUGAAAACCAAGGAGGAGACAUCUCUGAUGGCUGCAGAAAAAUCUGAUAAGAAAGAUCAAUAUGCAUUCUGUCGCUAUAUGAUUGACAUGUUUGCACACGGGGAUUUCUAUACAGGACCAGCUCCUCUCCUAUACUUACCACAAAGCCCAGCAGUCGCACCUGCAGUUCCAGCUGCUGAAGUGGGAAAGCUUAAUGUGACAGCUACGAAGCUGAUGAAAGAAGAAAAGGGGAAAAGGGCUGUUCAAGAAAAGAAAGCUAUUCCUGAAGUUAAAAAGAAAGAAGUGGAAGAGAGAAAAAAGGUAACCCAGGAGAAGAAAUUUGUUCCUGAAAUUAAAGGGAAAGAAGUGGAAGAAGGGAAGAAGGCAUCCCAUGAGAAGAAAGCUGUUUCUGAAGUUAAAACAAAAGAAAGAAAAGAGGAAAGAAAACCUCAUGAGAAGACAGCUGUCCCAGAAGUUAAAAAAGCAGAACCAGCAAAAGCAAGGUCUUCUCUUCCUGACAAGAAAGAUGAAAAGAAAGAAGCAGUUUUGACCAAAGACCUGAAAAAGCUAGCAAAAGGUCCUGCAGCCCAGCCAUCUUCUGGAAAAGUUGUAUCACCAGAACCACAUAGGAAAGAAAAGCUAGUGGAAACUGCCAAACUACCAAAGAAGGACAUGCCUAUAAAAGCAACUGUGACACAAGAAACUCAUAAACUGAAAGAGACCACAGAAGCUCGUAAGCCAAAAGCAACACAUGAAAAGAAAGAAGAUAGGCCACUGAAGGCAUCAGAGGAAGAUAAACUGAAGCCUAAAGAAUCAAAGCUUGAAAAGGAAAAACAGAAAUCUGCUGCUGCCACAAAGGAGACUGCAAAAGAGAAGCCACGGAAGACCCCAGAAGUCCCAAAGGAAAGGGAUACUGCAAAAGAAAAAGUGAAGUCUCCAGUUGCUGCCAAAGAAAAAGAUUUUUCAGAGGCAGCAAAACCAAAGGAAGUGAAGCCUCCUGUUGCCCAGAAACAGAAAGAAACUGACAUUAAAAAAGAAGAAAGUCCAGCUAAAACAGGCAAGAAAGUGGAACAUAAACCAAAACAUGAUGCUCCAAGGUAUGAAAAAGAAGUCCCUCAAGGAAAACCAGCCAAACCUAAAGAAACUACAAAACCAACCGCUGAUAUCACAGCAGCAGACAAGAAAAAAGCAGGAAGGCCUUUGAAGGAAAAGGAUGGAAAAACAGUGGAAAAGGCAGAUCUGAAAAAAGAAAAGACUAAAGUCCCAGCAGUGAAGGAAACUCACCAGUAUCGCAAUGUGACAACAGAUAAGAGUUCAAAGGCUGCCAAAACAGCAGCUCCUGUCCGCUACUAUCAGUGUGUCUUUGUUAAUGGAUACAAUGGCCAUAUACCACAAUACCCUGUUACUCCAGCCAAAGACUCCAAAGAGAAAGCUGGACAGUCAAAGUCUUCCGAGCCCAAAACCAAGACACGGAAACAGUAGAGUCGCACCACCUGUGACUUGAUGACAAUUUGCACUUUAUGCUCUCCACGAGGGUCUGUGAAAUCUGUUGGCACCUUUGAGAAUAGAAAUGUGAUUCAGUAGAUCACAUGCACUUGGAAAGGUUGUCUGCUCAAUGCCAGAGCAGAAGAACUAAAAAGAGAGGGAGGUGUAACACUGUUUGAGAAAGUACCAAGUAACUCUUUCCUGAAGGAAGGUGCUGAAUAGUACUUGACAGAAAGUAAACUCUGUGUGUUUUUGCGUGUGUGCAUUUGUGUUUUUUCCCUCCUCCUCCUCCUCCUCUUUCUCAUUUGUUUUGUGUUUUUCAAGACAUGCUGGAGUGAACAUUUUCAGUAUAAUCAGUACAAAAAUGUUUUUAGAACAAAACUAAUAUUUUUCAACAUUAUCUGUAAUCGAUGUUAGCUUUCAGUUGAAUUCAGGUGAAAUCAGGUGAAAUCUCCUUAGUUUUCUAGGACACCACACCCCCUUCCUCUAGCUCCACCCAUGUUCCUAUUUUAUGCUGGUUUUGUGCAGUUUUUUUCUCCCCAUUCUAAAAUAUAAAAAUGCCUUUCAAACCUAGCAGUGAGAGUUUUAAACUAAAACAUGCUAGUAAUUUUGGUAUUUCUCGCAAUGAUUUUUCUUUGUUUGCACCCACCACUGGAGUGCAGGCCCCAAAAGGUUCUCUGAAAGGACAUGCAGCCCUUGUGCUGAAUGAAGUUCAACAUCCGUGAAUGAAAUAAUGAAUUUCUCAUUAAUGCCCUUCAUGGUAUUCCUAUUCAUCUUUCAGAUAGGUGGAUAGAUAGAAGGGGCCCAUCAGGCCAUCGGGUCUAACUGCUUGUCCAAUGCAGGACUCAAGCCACCCAUCCAGAUUUCCAGCUGGUCCAACCCUUCUAAGAUUUGGCAAAAUCAGGCACCUCAGGCUGGCUCUCUCUCUCCUCUCAUUCUCUCUCUCUCUCUGGAUCAAUAUCGAUAUUGAGAUCUAUCUAUCUAUCUAUCUAUCUAUCUAUCUAUCUAUACAUAGUGAAUAUAAUUAAUAUAUUUAUAUUUUCCCUUAAAGAAUUCACCAAAACAAUGACAUGAAUUGCUUGGAUGCAAGCAUUAAAAAGCUAUGAUAUUUUCCAUAAGUAAAAACGUAAACUCCCUUAUUUUCUAGAUUUUUUUCCCUUUAAAUGUGGAAGAUCAGGGUCUGGAACUACUGCUUAACUUCAUAAAGAUAAUCUAGGUAAAAAUGUCUGAAUAUUAUUAUUCCAGCUUUUUGUCAAAAUGUCUUGCUUUGUAAAUAAUAAUGUGUCCUUGAAAACUAGUUGUUCUUUAUUAAUGUGUUUCACCUCUGUUGUUUCGUAUUACUAUUGAUUAUUUACAAUGUUAAAGAAAGCUUACGAGUAAUUGUUCAACUUUUCUUAAACAGAACAACUUACACAAGUAGAUCUUACUGUGUAUAAAUUUUGAUUCCAGAGGAGGAUAAAAUUCCCAUAGGACUGGUAUUACUUUGAUGAGAUGGCACAAGAUUUCAAGAAAAUGUGCCCAAAGAGACAGCCAGUUCACAACAGUAUUUGGAAUAGAUCCUUCUCUCUUUAUCUCUUUGUGUCACUUCUGGGUCAUGCCAGAAGUUACUGGAAUUUAUUACUAUCUGAUUACUGCCAUUAUUGUGAGAGGUGUGACAUCCACAAUGUGCUAGAUUGAAAGUCCACACAAAUCACAAAAAGGCAGUCUUUAAUAGAAGCUUGACUUUACAAUAACUUGUCCUAGGAAAAUGAAUAGCUUUUUGGAAGUACAGGCUUAUAGUUCUGCUUCCUUUGCUAUCACCAUUUCCAUGGAUAAGCAAAAUAAGUAAGGAUGUAACGUAAAGCUACUUUCACCAAAAGGCAAAACAAACUAGAGGGCCUUUUUGAUGAAUUUGGAAAAGGUAAUUUGUCUCAGCACAAGUUGUGUGUUAUCGGUAUAGCAGCAAUGGCCCUUCCUAUUAUCUCAUGAUGCUUGCUGAAGGAAUUAGACCUUUUGUAAAUGUUACCUCAGGAGAAACCUGAAGACUUAAUUGUGCCUGAUCAUGUGGUGAAGCCGCAGGUUUGGCAUUGCAUUAAUUAGUCACCAGCUCAUCCAGAUCAGGAAUGCACUAUCAAAAACAUUGGGUAAAGAGGUUUCAGAAAUCCAGUACAGGAUCUGACCUCUUGUAGAUGGAUGGCACCUACCUCCACACAGAAACCUUACAAUGCUGUUACUUUUUCCUUAUCAUUUCCCUACUGCUUACCGUGCUUACUGUAGUUGCAUUGGUUUCCAAAGACCAGCCAAUUUAAAUGAGAGCUGUAGUUAAGCCAGAGAGUUACACAAGUUUCUUUGGUAUUUUGUAUAGAUGUUGCUAAUUAUUGGCAAGUAUUAUAUAGGGUUGGAUCCAGAUUUACACUGGAUUGUGCUUUUUGAAGUGGAUUUCCUUGCCCCCUCUUCCCUAGCCCCUGCAAAUGCUACACCAAGUAUUGGGAGACCUUGCAUAAUGGGGUGAACCAUGCAGUGGAGAAUAGGAUCCCCAAAUCAGAUGGAGAAGACUUCUCCAAGCAGAGAGCCUCCUCUCUUGGAAGAUCCAUUUCUCUCACUUAAGAUAGAGCCUGGAUCCAACAGUUAAACAUGUUUGGCUUUCUGAUUUGAGCUUACUGAAAUGUUUACCUUCCCCAUGUCAGUUAAUUGUAGAAAUUGCAAUAGCAUGGCUGAGAACCCAUUUCCUUCCUUUUUAUUCCUGAUACCAGGAUGGUUCAGAGAAAAUAAAUAACUGACAUUUUUGUCAGAAUUAGACAUUAGCCAUUGAUUUAGAAAUAGCAACUGUUUUGCUUGUAGAUGAGCUAAAUCUUGCUCCCUUUCAUAAAUCCAAUUAAUCUGAAACCUUGAUAUGUCAUUACUUGGAUUACAUCUCUUUAUCUGGACAAAUCUAACUCUUAAGGUUAGGUAUAUUUACUGCUACUGAUUUUGCCGAGCAAAGUGGACAAAGUGUUUCAUAGUGGCUAUAGCAUAUUUUGAUCAAUUUGACAUUUGGGGAAAUGCAUUGAAAUAAUUUCGUUAAUGUAUGGUUCUAAACAGCCCCCCUGUCCAUCCUGACUUUACAAUUGUGAAGAAUGAAUUAAACAUGAAUUAAAGUCUUUUUACAUGGGCAGGCUCAAUGUGCAGAUUGUCACAAUUUCAUUCAACACCUUAAACAUAAUUCACCAUUUUUCUGUUUUAUUCAUGCAUAGUUUUGGACGUGAGGAGAAAGAACAUUUUUUUAAAAAAACAAUGUUAAUAGAUACGGAUCACAUAAAUAUAGUUCCCUGGGUUUUUUUAGUUUCUGGUUAAAUUUCUAACAGUAGUUAGGAAUUAGAAGCACAAAUCCAUGCUUUAUAUCUGGCAGAGCAAUCCUAUGGGGACAGAGAAGAAAGAAUUCAGGGUGGAAGAGCCACCAGUUCCUAAGCUUAGCCAAGUGCAUGCCUGCCAAAGCAAGCUAUGUGCUGGGGAUUGCUUGUUUGCACCAGUUUUGCUUUAGUUAAUUUUCCUUUCCAGUGGUUUCACUGGGAUAGCAACCAACACCAGCAUAAAUCACUCUUGUUGCCAUUAUGACUGUUAGGGUAGUACAGUGGAAAAACUCCGGGGCCAGCAUUCCAGAGGCAUGUUCAAUGGAUCCAAAGUCUCCUCUGAUUUGUCCCUGGCAUGGCCCAGAAGCUUUACCUUGGCAUGGUGGAAAUUUCUGCUGCUGUACAGAGAAGAUCUCUAUGGGUGGACCUCCUGGUCUGCAGGUGGACCACCUACUCUGCCCCCAUGGCCCCUGGGACACCCUCAGCACCAGAUAACGAUGCAAUCAAAAUGGCUUGGUCCACUCGCCUAAAUCCACAAAAGUCCAGAAUUUCUGCUGGUGUUAAGGUUGCAAAACUAAAAUACAAGUCAUUUUUCAAAUACAAAAAUUGAAUUGGUAAGUUUCUUUCCUUGAUUAGCGAUAGAAUAGAAGCUCCAGGAAGUAAAUCCUAGGAAUGGGGAGAGUGCCAUUCAUAACCGUUAUAUUCCCCAAAGUUGCUGAGUAACCACUGAACCAGACUUAGGAUCAGUUUGCCAACCCAUCCAGUGUCUCUAGCCAGUACAGUAGAUCUUUCAGCUGUGAUGUGUACUGCAACUUAUGUAAGCACUAGGAACUGGAGGAGGUUUUAGCUAAGCAAAGUGAAAGGCUGUGGCAGGAACUAGAUUCAAGUGCAUAUAGAGAGCACAGUAGAAAUCUGACUAGGAAGUUAAGUGGAACCAAUAUCCUGUAUAUUGUGGGAUUGGUUACCCAGAAAACAGAAAUGAACAUGUUGUGAAUAGUAGGAAAGAAAAAUAUUUCUCCAGGAUAAAGAAAAAUGUUAAGAUUCAUAGGGGGAAGAGAGAAACUGACCCAUAGUGGAAAGUUGAAUCAGGGGUGGGGGGGAUGCUGGGUAAAGUUCAGAGAAGGUUUACUGGAAGAGUUAAUGGGAUACAGAUGUGGAGAAGAAGCUGACCUAGAAAUAAGAAUUUUUUUCACCUUGUUUACUGAGAGAUAAGGCCAAGCAAGCAAGAAAUAAAGCAGCAGAUAGCAAAUGUUUCCUAGAAAGUAGAGCAAUCACUAUGGAAGGAGACAUAACAAAAAACUUGCUAGUGCCCUUGCACAGUUCACAUAAUGGGUUUCUAGAGAGCAUGUUCUUAGUACAGUGGCAGGUAUUAAAGCAUGUUCUAGGAGUUGCAGGCACAGGAGAACACAUUAGGUCUACCUGAACCCGGGUGCGACUCAUGCUCUUGAAGGCGCUCCCUAGAAGCUUCAUGGAGCGUCAUUUUCUCAGCCUCCUGCCUCGGUCCCCUUGCACAUUCAUGCAAGGCACAUAGUGCACCAGGCCAUUAAUGGGAACGGGAGACCUGUGCAUGCCUCCCACGUUUCUUCCCAGCCUUCUUCCCUUCUGCUCAGCCAUCAAGCAUGAGUUCCAAGCUCAGGAUCUUUGACCAAAUGGAGGGGUGCAUUUAGACAGUUAUAUGCACACUGUUUUCCCAUUUGCACUCUCUGGUGCACUGCAGUUGCAUGUGCCCAUGUGUGUGUAUCAAGGAGAGAGGGGAUAAUGGGUCCCUGUUAUAACCUACAGCACAGCAGCCAACUUUAGGGGCCAAUUUCAACCCCAUUCCACCCCUAAGCACCCUGGCACUACCAGGCACUGAUUAGUUUUAGCAAUGGCAGCAGAAAAAUAAUUGGCAAUGUUUAGGCCACCAGAAAAGGCCCGCUUAAGCUUUAAAACAAAUUGCGCAUCUUGCUUUAAAGCAGCACUUGACCUUUUCUCAAAUGCUGCUGCCACCAAUUCAGGGGUGGUGAAGGAUCAUGGAAUUCAUUCAUUCAUUCAAGCUGGUGGUGGGGUGCAUACAUGGAUGCGUGGCUCCUGUGGUCAUGAAAGGAUGACAUGAAGCCCGGUAUAUACAUGGUCAUGUUGUAUAAACUUACUUAAUGGGCAUGUGUUAAUGCCAUCACCCUGGAAAGCCCACUGAGGAGGAAAGGAGCAGAAGGACCUGCUGACAAGGAGCAUGUGGCCAGCUUGCCAGGGAACAUAAAAGCUCACCAAAGCAGAUUGAGCAACUGAUAAACUACUUACUAUUUUAUGCACGCAAGAUCACACAUCAGAGCUUGCAAUGCCUUUUUUGGAUGCAGUUUUAUGCACAGAUACCUGAGACUAAACCCCACCGGACAUAGUGGGCUUUAACAGCUCUCCUUACCCUAGCAGACAGUGCUUGGAAUCUUGUGCAGCAUCUUCAUAAAGUAAACUAAUUAUAUAAUAGGACUUUAUUCCUUAGAGUCAUUUUUCAUAUCAUGUUCUAUUUUUAUAUCGCUAUUGAACUGCAGAUGAAAAUGGAAUCUUCCUGAGAUACAGACAGAAUCUAAAAUAAAAAGUAAACAAAAGA
This is a messenger RNA of Varanus komodoensis (Komodo dragon), 8936 nucleotides long. RefSeq names its product triadin (gene TRDN). The coding region runs from base 522 to 3038 and encodes 838 amino acids. The transcript has 42 exons. NCBI's taxonomy places the organism in Eukaryota, Metazoa, Chordata, Lepidosauria, Squamata, Varanidae. Gene Ontology annotation, cellular component: sarcoplasmic reticulum; membrane. Gene Ontology annotation, molecular function: signaling receptor binding. The record is from RefSeq and is a predicted model, not a curated record.